CUGCUGCCAACCUCUUCACACCACCGCCUCGCGCCUGCCCAGGAUUCCUGACCAGGUCCUAAAGGUGAAGGUUCUAGAUGCAAGAGAAACCAGAACAGUGUAGUCAUUUGCCAACACCCACUGAAGCUGACUCCUGUGACAUCUCUAGAUUCUUGGGCCGUCCUGGGCAGAAAGCCCAGGGCUCUCCUCCCAGACACACCAGGCGCCAUGGACUCCCCAGGGUACAACUGCUUUGUGGACAGGGACAAGAUGGAUGCUGCCAUCCAGGACCUGGGGCCCAAGGAGCUGAGCUGCACGGAGCUGCAGGAGCUGAAGCAGUUGGCGCGCCAGGGCUACUGGGCUCAGAGCCACGCCCUUCGGGGGAAGGUGUACCAGCGCCUGAUCCGAGACAUCCCCUGCCGCACAGUCACGCCGGAUGCCAGCGUGUACAGCGACAUCGUGGGCAAGAUCGUGGGCAAGCACAGCAGCAGCAGCCUGCCUUUGCCCGAGUUCGUAGACAACACACAGGUGCCCACCUACUGCCUGAAUGCCCGGGGUGAGGGCGCCGUGCGCAAGAUCCUCCUGUGCAUCGCCAACCAGUUCCCCGACAUCUCCUUCUGCCCCGCUCUGCCGGCUGUGGUGGCCCUGCUGCUGCACUACAGCAUCGACGAGGCCGAGUGCUUCGAGAAGGCCUGCCGCAUCCUAGCCUGCAACGACCCCAGCAAGAAGCUCAUCGACCAGAGCUUCCUGGCCUUCGAGUCCUCCUGCAUGACGUUCGGGGACCUGGUGAACAAGUACUGCCAGGCGGCCCACAAGCUCAUGGUGGCCGUGUCCGAGGAUGUCCUGCAGGUCUACUCUGACUGGCAGCGCUGGCUCUUCGGCGAGCUGCCCCUCAACUACUUUGCCCGGGUCUUUGAUGUCUUCCUCGUCGAAGGCUACAAGGUGUUGUACCGAGUUGCUCUGGCCAUCCUCAAAUUCUUCCACAAGGUGAGAGUGGGCCAGCCCCUCGAGUCAGACAACGUGAGACAGGACAUCCGCAUGUUCGUCAAGGACAUUGCCAAGACGGUGUCCCCCGAGAAGCUGCUGGAGAAGGCUUUCGCCAUCCGCCUCUUCUCCCGCAAGGAGAUCCAGCUCCUGCAGAUGGCCAAUGAGAAAGCGCUGAAGCAGAAGGGCAUCACCGUCAAGCAGAAGAGGCAGUUUGUGCACUUGGCCGUGCACGCAGAGAACUUCCACUCAGAGAUUGUCAGCGUGAAGGAGAUGAGAGACAUCUGGUCGUGGGUCCCGGAGCGAUUUGCCCUCUGCCAGCCCCUCCUUCUCUUCUCCUCCCUGCAGCACGGGUACAGCCUGACCAGGUUCUACUUCCAGUGCGAACGGCAUGAGCCCACCCUCCUGCUCAUCAAGACCACGCAGAAGGAGGUGUGUGGCGCCUACCUCUCAACAGACUGGAGCGAGAGGAAUAAGUUUGGCGGCAAACUCUGCUUCUUUGGGACUGGAGAAUGCUUCGUGUUCCGGCUGCAGCCAGAGGUGCAGCGUUAUGAGUGGGUGGUCAUCAAGCACCCAGAGCUGAGCAAGCAGACAGCAUCCUUCCUGUCCUCAGAGACCACUGCCACUCCCUCCCCCUUCAGCCACCCCGUGUCCUCAGACCCCGCUGACCGGCUCUCCCCCUUCCUGGCUGCUCGGCACUUCAACCUGCCCUCCAAGACCGAGUCCAUGUUCAUGGCGGGGGGCAGCGACUGCCUCAUCAUCGGGGGAGGUGGCGGCCAGGCGCUCUACAUCGAUGGGGACUUGAACCGGGGCCGCACCGGGCACUGCGACACCUUUAACAACCAGCCCCUGUGCUCCGAGAACUUCCUCAUUGCCGCCAUAGAGGCCUGGGGCUUCCAAGACCCCGACACCCAGUGACGGCCUCUGCUGACGGUGACUGAGCCGCGGCUCUGGGCAGAGCCAGAAACUCUCGCCAAGCCUGGUUGAGAGUCCACAGCUGAGGAGGUGCAUCCGGGCGGCCUUCCUCCAUUACCAAGGACCUUCUGGAGAUGCGUGGACUCGUGGGGGCUGCCCGGCCCCCUCCAGCCCCCCGCAGUCUCUGUGCUGCUCUCCCUCCCUCCCUGUGGCUGCAGAAGCUGGGCCACGCCCGCGCCGUCAGCAUGGCUUGCCUCCUCAGCCCGACCCCUCCCUGCUCUUCAUCGGGCCCUGUGCCCACGUCCUGCCCACCCAGCACCUCUGCCACUACUCUGCUUGGACGUUUGACCCCUCCCUAGCCCCCCGUGUCUGGCACUGUGGCUUGCCAUGUGCCACAGUCUUCUGCGUGCUGCCCCCUGUCCCUGUGGCCUUCCGGCCACCGAAGCCUGCACUGGCCCAGUGCACUGUGAGUACUGUGAGCACUUCAGGAAGCGCCACCUCCCCAUGACCCCCCCUAGGGCUCCACAGAGGGAAGAAGGGAGAGGCAGUGACUCAACUGGCUACCUGGGGGCCCGGAGGCCUGGGUCUCGGGCACAGGCCUGAGUCCCGCUGCACAUGGCUGCCGCUAGCACGCCUCAGAGAUGCCAUGUGCCAGGCCAGGGCUCUGUCUGCGGGCUCAUCCCACCCUGCAGCAGGGUUACGGCGACGCCUGCCAGACCCAGGGCAGGGA
Messenger RNA from Dipodomys spectabilis (banner-tailed kangaroo rat), 2608 nucleotides. It is a transcript of the gene Tbc1d24, whose product is annotated as TBC1 domain family member 24. The record is from RefSeq and is a predicted model, not a curated record. NCBI's taxonomy places the organism in Eukaryota, Metazoa, Chordata, Mammalia, Rodentia, Heteromyidae. The transcript is spliced from 9 exons. The coding region runs from base 208 to 1881 and encodes 557 amino acids.